CAUUCCCCAAAAUCUAGUUGGCUUAAUUUUCUUGCUAUACACAAUGUGUAUUUAACUUUUAAUUUACAUUAUUUUUGUAUAUUUUUUUGUCAUGGGCUUGUCUAAAUUAUUGUUUAGUUCUAGAUAUUUGCGGAAUGGGGUGGGUUACUUGGGCCGAAGGCUGUUGGCCUCCGAAGCCAGCCACUCACCUUGUGAAAGCGGUGGUCAUAAGGAAUUGGGAACAAGUGGAGGCAGUGCAGGCGCCGUCAAUUUGAAAGCGGCAGUAUGCGGCGUGUAUACGGAUAAAGACGGCCGGUUUGAGCUGACUGACUUCGCUAAGGAAGUCGAUGCGGGGAGCAGUAAUAAGCUCACCCAGCAUCUUAACGUGCUGGGUCCUGAAUUUAAAGUGGGGCAAGCGAUCGUGGUGUCAGACGUAGGCGAGUAUGAGGCCGUCGCUCUCACCAGCUUCGGGCCCAAGGACGCCGGCGAGGAUGAACUUGAAGGUCUUCACGAGGGGAAGGAGAACGUGCGCUGGGGCAUAGGCGCCGGACAUAAAGUCCUGAAUCCAUACGGUUUUGCAAAUCGGCAGAUGUUCUACGACGUGGGCCUGCACCCGGACGCCACCGGUGAGAGCUUCACGCUCGCCGAGUGGAAGUUCGACAAGUUCCGACACCGUCCGCCUCUCCCGCCGGCGGGUCGACCCGCGAUCGACUCCGAUGAAGCGCAGAUUGGAAUAAUUCGAGGCCAGGCUCAAAACUGGGCGAGAUAUUUAUCAGACAUGCCUGCCAACAAAAUGACUCCCACUGAUGUUGCACAGCAAGCAAUAGAUGUGCUAUGCCCGCUAGGAGUCAGAGUAACUGCCCACGAGAAGAGCUGGAUUGAAGCAAAUAAUAUGCAAGCGUUCCUGACCGUAGCGAGGGGUUCCUGCGAACCCCCCAUCUUCCUAGAAUGCGAGUACAAAGGGCUGGAUAGCGGCAAUGUUAUCUUGAUGGCGGCUAAAGGCGUUACUUUCGAUAGCGGCGGCCUCUGCCUCAAGAAGCCGUCGGAUAUGAUCGAGAACAGAGGGAGUAUGGCGGGCGCCGCUGCUGCGCUCGGUGCGAUACGGGCUUUAGCUGAGCUCAAGGCAAAAGUGAACGUGACAUUAGUGGUCCCUCUCUGCGAGAACAUGAUCUCAGGCCAGUGCAUGAAAGUCGGCGACAUCGUACCCGCGCUCAACGGGCUCAACAUACAGAUCGAAGACACGGACAUGGAGGGCCGGCUGAUGCUGGCCGACGCGCUGGUGUACGGACAGGCCAAGUACCGGCCCUACACCGUGGUCGAUGUCGCCACAUUUACACACGGCAUCAAGCUGGCGACGGGCGGCGGCUGCUACGGCUGCUUCGCCAACCGGGAGUGGCUGUGGGCGGGCGCGCGCCGCGCGGGCGCCGCGGCGGGCGACCGGCCCUGGCGCUUCCCGCUGUGGGACUACUACCGGCGGCAGAUCGUGGACGAUCCUUCCGUGGACUUAAGAAAUCGAGGUUCAGGAAAAGCAACUCCCUGCAUCGGCGCAGCUUUUCUACAGCAAUUCGUCUGCGCCAACUGGCUCCACUUUGACAUAACGGGCGUGGGCAAGCUGGCGCACGCCGCGCCGCCGUACCUGCGCGCCGCGCGCAUGAGCGGCCGCCCCACGCGCGCGCUGGCGCUCACUCUCAUGAACAUAGCCGCGCACGACGAGUGCCAGACCGACACCCAUUAGAUUCGGGAGUACACAAGCAAGCUUCGUUUGUCAACACACUCUUCUAGGACGGAUAUUUUGUAUUGUAUAUGUAACUUGACGCCGUGAUGUGUGAAUGGCUAUUAAAAAUAAUAUAGUUGUCUUACUAUGUGCAUUUUAAAUAUGAUUUCUAGCUCGACUCAAAAGCAUAGCCUACGUUAGUCUGCUCGAUUUUUUUCUACUACGUUGGUGACAAGCUAGCAUACGGCCCGUUUGAUGGUAAGCGGUCUCAGUAGCAUAUUUUCGCUAGUUUCUAACAGCAAGUCCGUAAGUGCCUUGAUAUUUUUGAUAGACAUAAGGUAGAAGUGCUAGUGCUCGACACUGCACUAGUACUCGACAUGGGCACUUUAUGUCAAAGUGACAAGGAAUAAGUUCGAAUACAGAAAAAUCUUCGUUGUUCAAAUUUAACCUAUAUUUCCAUGAAAUAAAGUACCUAUGUCGGUGACUAGUGCAGCGUCGAGCACUAGUACUUCUACCUUACUCGAUGUAGACUUCGGAAAUUUUAACUUAACGACCUUUACACUGAAAGCUUAGUUUUGAAUUGCCGAACCUGCCGAGGCCAGGUGGUGGGCGAGAGUCAGGAUUGCAGGUGUACCUAAAUAAAAAUAAUUAAAAAGCGUUCCAUAUUUUUGUGCCUAAUUGAUACUAUUUAGUACCUCCUUUAAAAAUAGUAAAAUAAGUAAAACUUGGAAAUCACAAAUAAAAUGGCUUAAUUUAAAAUAGAAUAUGAAGGUACAAAAAUUUGAUUGUUAUAGAAUUUAUUAAUAAUAGCGGGAUCAUUGCGUCAUAAAAUACACCCGCCAUUCUGACUGUCAGAAUGGCGGGUGUAUCGUUUUUUUGGUAAUAACUUAGUACCGGGAGGUACUAAUACAAAUUAGGUACAAAAAUAUGGUGUUUUGAUGUUUAUUUUUAUUUAUGCUCACCAGUUUAGCCAGUCACUUGCAGUUCGAACCGACGAAAACGUCGAGCAAACUGGUACGUACACUACAACAUUAUUUCUAGCAAGACCUUAUAAACCUUUUCACACACCACGACAAGUGUUUACUAGUUGUACUCUCAGGGAUCGGACAAUGACAACACACGUUACAGCCAUUCAGAAUGUAAUUGUUUUAUGCAAUAAAUAUAAUUUGGAAAUACUAA
Molecule: messenger RNA, 2872 nt
Organism: Cydia pomonella (codling moth)
Lineage: Eukaryota; Metazoa; Arthropoda; Insecta; Lepidoptera; Tortricidae
Product: cytosol aminopeptidase-like
Exons: 13
Coding region: 92-1714 (540 amino acids)
Biological process (GO): proteolysis
Cellular component (GO): cytoplasm
Molecular function (GO): manganese ion binding; metalloaminopeptidase activity
Source: RefSeq, a predicted model, not a curated record